Sceloporus undulatus (fence lizard) is the source of this 1396-nucleotide messenger RNA. RefSeq names its product DNA polymerase beta. Gene Ontology annotation, molecular function: DNA binding; DNA-directed DNA polymerase activity. Gene Ontology annotation, cellular component: nucleus. The coding region runs from base 99 to 1175 and encodes 358 amino acids. Gene Ontology annotation, biological process: double-strand break repair via nonhomologous end joining. The transcript is spliced from 15 exons. The record is from RefSeq and is a predicted model, not a curated record. NCBI's taxonomy places the organism in Eukaryota, Metazoa, Chordata, Lepidosauria, Squamata, Phrynosomatidae.
UUUCUCUGGAGUGGGAGGUGGGCCUUGGUGUUCCCGGAAGCGGAAGCUAGGGUCGUGUCACGGUAAACUGGCCCCUGUGGGCCCUCUCUGCGGCGGCCAUGAGCAAAAGGAAGGCCCCUCAGGAGAACCCCAACGCCGGCAUCACCGACUUCCUCUCCGAACUGGCCAACUAUGAGAGGAACGUGAACAGAGCCAUCCACAAGUACAACGCCUACAGGAAAGCAGCUUCUGUAAUAUCCAAGUAUCCAAGCAAGAUCAAAAGUGGAGCUGAAGCCAAGAAACUAGAUGGCGUUGGAGCAAAAAUUGCUGAAAAGAUUGAUGAGUUUUUAUCUACUGGGAAAUUGCGGAAACUGGAAAAGAUUCGACAGGAUGAUACGAGUUCUUCAAUCAAUUUCCUGACUAGAGUUAGCGGCAUUGGUCCUGCCGCUGCCAGGAAAUUUGUGGAUGAAGGAAUCAAAACACUGGAAGAUCUAAAGAAAAAUGAGCACAAAUUGAACCAUCAUCAACGGAUCGGUUUAAAGUACUUUGAAGACUUCGAGAAAAGAAUCCCUAGGAAUGAAAUGUUGGAGAUGCAGGAAAUCGUAUUGAGCAAGGUCAAGGAAGUGGACCCCCAAUACAUUGCUACGGUGUGUGGCAGUUUCCGGCGAGGUGCAGAAUCAAGUGGGGACAUGGACAUCCUCCUCACCCAUCCAGACUUCACAUCAGAAUCUCCCAAACAGCCAAAGCUUUUGCACCAAGUGGUCGAGCAACUGGAGAAGGUCCACUUUGUCACGGAUACGCUGUCAAAGGGAGACACCAAAUUCAUGCAGACGAUGCUUUGCCAGAAUGCAGUUAUUCAGACUCCCUUUGAUGUGGGUUUUGCCAUAAAGAACAAGGGAGUGUGUCAGCUUCCAUGCAAAGAGGAAGGAACUAACUACCCAUACAGGAGAAUCGAUAUUAGGUUGAUUCCCAAAGAUCAGUAUUACUGUGGAGUUUUGUACUUUACUGGAAGCGACAUAUUCAAUAAGAACAUGCGCACCCAUGCGCUGGAGAAGGGCUUCACGCUCAACGAAUACACGAUCCGGCCCUUGGGCGUCACGGGGGUCGCUGGAGAACCCCUCCCUGUGGACAGUGAGAAAGACAUCUUUGAGUACAUCCAGUGGAAGUACCGGGAGCCAAAAGACCGGAGUGAAUAGCUCCUCAGGCAUCUUGACAGUCGGGUCUGCAGGGCUGCGGUGUUGGCUUCCUAGCCUGGAACUGUAACUUAUUGCUUUGGUGCUAUUUCGGGGAGGGGGUGCCUUUGUGUUCAAAGGAUGGGGAGGCCAUGUGCCCUUUUUUAAAACAUCGGUGGUACUUCUAAAUAAAGUGUGUGCUGUGGUGAUUAAAGCAUCAGUCGCAGUGCACAAGAGUGUUUGUG